Molecule: messenger RNA, 3126 nt
Organism: Pyrgilauda ruficollis (rufous-necked snowfinch)
Lineage: Eukaryota; Metazoa; Chordata; Aves; Passeriformes; Passeridae
Gene: TMPRSS15
Product: transmembrane serine protease 15
Exons: 27
Coding region: 1-3126 (1041 amino acids)
Biological process (GO): acrosome reaction; proteolysis
Cellular component (GO): membrane
Molecular function (GO): serine-type endopeptidase activity; protein binding
Source: RefSeq, a predicted model, not a curated record
AUGAAGGCAAAAAAAUUAUCUGAUGAGAAAUAUGUUUCUCUUAGUAGCUAUGAGAUUUUCUUUACUUCUCUGCUUGCAAUUUUUGUAUGUGUUAGUGUUGGUCUGAUUGUACUUUCUUGGUUAUCAAUCCAGGAGCUGGAACGAGCUGAAGCAGAUGUGAAUACUCAUGGUUAUAUGGGAAUAUUAAAAAUAGUCUCUGGCACAUCUUUCACUUCCACCUUACAAAACAGUUCCUCAGUUGAUUUCAAAGUCCUUGCCUUUGAUGUUGAAAAAUUGAUACAGAAUAUCUUUCAAGAAAGUGAUCUGAAAUACAAGUUUGAGAGAUGUGAAAUCUCCCAGUUCAAGAAAUCUGAAGAUGACCAUGGCAGAUUGACAUCAGAAACCGGUGUGGUUGUCAUCCUCACCCUUUAUUUUACCCAGAUGGUAACAGCUGAGAAAAUAAAAAAUGAGCUGGUUUUGGGUGUCAUUGCAAAUAACCCUAAUCCUACCAAGGCUUUGAAAAUUGAUGUGAACAGCAUACAAAUCACAGUAGCUGCUGCAAAUCCUACUACAGCGAUACCUUUAACCUCAUCAGGUUCAGGACAGCUCACCACAAGCAAGUCCUCAACAACAGUGGCUGAGUGUUUGCUACCUGCUGAACUCUGUGCUGAUGGUGCAACCUGCAUUAGUGAAGAUUUCUUUUGUGAUGGAGUCUUGAACUGCCCAGAUGGUUCAGAUGAAUCUGAAAAAAGAUGUGCUGCAGUUUGUGAUGGAAAAUUCAUGUUGACUGGUUCCUCUGGGUUUUUUCACUCUAUGAAUUAUCCAGAGCCAUAUAAUGAAAACAUUUUUUGCCAAUGGAUAAUAGUAGUGCCUCAAGGGUUGUCCAUUAAACUGAACUUCUCUUCUUUUGAAACACAACCAUAUGCAGACGAGCUGAGUAUUUUUGAAGGAUUAGGACAAAACAAAGUUUUAAGAGCUUCUCUGUCAGGGACCAAACUUGAAACUAUUUACAUUUUUUCUCAUGAGGCUACAGCACAGUUUAUGUCUGAUUAUUCAGAGAAUUAUAAUGGCUUUAAUGCAACAUACACUGCAUUUAAUGCGAGUGAACUAAACAAUUAUGAGAAAAUCAAUUGCACUUUUGAAGAUGGCUUUUGUUUCUGGAUACAAGAUUUAGAUGAUGAUUCAGACUGGGACAGAGUUCACGGUCCUACCUUUCCCUUGAUGACUGGUCCUGAUUUUGAUCAUACAUUUGGCAACUUGUCAGGAUUUUAUAUUUCAACACCCAUUGGACUUGGACUCAUAGAAGAGCGAGUCCGGAUUCUGAGUUUGCCUUUGGUCCCUUCAGAAGCGUAUUGCCUAAGCUUUUGGUAUUUCAUGUAUGGGGAUAAUGUUUACCGUUUAAGAGUUAGCAUAAGUGAUGAGCGUGGUCAGGAAAAGAUAAUUUUUGAGAAAGAAGGAAACUAUGGAAACAACUGGAAUUAUGGACAAGUAACUUUAAAUGAAACAUCUGAUUUUAAGGUUAUUUUUGAUGCCUUUAAAAGGCGUGGUCCCAGUGAUAUUGCCUUGGAUGACACUGGCCUGACGAAGGGAAAGUGUAAUGAAGACAAUUAUGUAGAGCCAACUGUGAGGCCAACUGCUGCUACCACCCCAUUAGUUCCCACUGACUGUGGAGGGCCAGUUGAACUCUGGGAGCCAAACAAUACAUUCAGCUCUGCAAAUUUUCCAAACAAUUACCCUAACUUAGCUUUUUGUAUGUGGUACUUGAAUGCUGAAAAUGGAAAAAACAUCCAACUUCAUUUUCAGUUUUUUGAUCUGGAAAAUAUUAAUGAUGUGGUUGAAAUCAGAGAUGGCAGAGGACCAGAUUCGUUACUUUUGGCUGUCUACACAGGGAAAGGCCCACUGCCAGACAUCUUCUCUACAACAAACCAGAUGACAGUCAUCCUCCAGACUGACAAGUCUUCAACUGGGAAGGGAUUUCUUGCAAACUUUACUACUGGCUACCAUCUAAGGGCUUGCAAAGUUGAUGAGCAUCAGUGCGGUAGUGGGAAAUGCAUCCCAUUGCACAACCUAUGUGACCACGUACCUCAGUGUGAAGAUGGCUCUGAUGAAGCAAAAUGCAUGAGAUUACUCAAUGGCUCUCUGAGCACCGAAGGGCUGGUGCAGGCCAGGGUUGGGAAGAUGUGGCAUCUGGCAUGUGCAGAUGAUUGGAGUGGAGAUAUUUCAGACAGGGUUUGCCAGCUGCUGGGGUUGGGAGCUGCAAAUAUGUCAUCACCUGUAUUAUUCACUGGAGAUGGCCCAUUUGUCACCAUCACCAAAGGAGGUGACCACAGCCUAAUUUUUACAAAAAGAGAACACUGUUGGGACAACCUGGUGGUUCAUCUGCAAUGUAACAUUCAAUCUUGUGGAAAACACCUGGUAACUCAGAAUAACGAAACAAGAAUUGUAGGUGGAAAUGAUGCCAGAAGAGAGGCUUGGCCUUGGAUAGUUUCACUCCGUUUUAAUUUGCGACCUGUUUGUGGAGCUUCCCUUGUCAGUGACGAGUGGCUGGUGACAGCAGCGCACUGUGUCUAUGGGAGACAACUAAAGCCAUUCCGCUGGCAAGCAGCUCUUGGCUUGUACAGUCAGUCAGAGCUGGAACAGCCUCCAACAGUGGUUCGAAACAUCGACAGAAUAGUUAUAAAUCCUCAUUACAGUAAGCAAACAAAAGACAGUGAUAUUGCUCUGAUGCACCUUCAACACAAAGUGCAGUACACAGAUUACAUACAACCUAUCUGCCUACCAGAAAAAAAUCAACAGUUUUUACCAGGAAUUAACUGCUCGAUUGCUGGCUGGGGUGAUAUUAGGAAUGAAGGUCCCUCUUCAAAUAUAUUGCAAGAAGCAGAGGUCCCCCUCCUUUCCAAUGAAAAAUGCCAGCAAUGGAUGCCAAAAUAUAAUAUUACUGAGAAUAUGCUCUGUGCAGGAUAUGACAUGGGAGGAAUAGAUUCCUGCCAGGGGGAUUCAGGUGGCCCUCUGACAUUCAAAGAUGGGGACAAGUGGUUUUUGGUUGGUGUGGUAUCAUUUGGUGAAGGGUGUGCACUUCCCCAACGACCAGGAGUGUAUGUUCGAGUCACCAUGUUUGUGGACUGGAUCAAAAGCAUAAUCUAUUAG